AUGGCGCUGCCACGCGACACCAAGGACGUCAUUUUGGAUCUUGCCUUGCACACAAUGACAACGCGCACCUACAAAGCUCCGGCGUCCAUGUCCGCGCUCCUUGCUGCUCCCAAAGGCGCCACUGAGCACUACGACGGCGAGGCGUUCCUUCUCCACGUGUUUUGGCGCGCUCCCGACCUCGACGCAGCCCGGCGGCUCCUCGCCGCCCUCGCUGCCUGCGCCCGCGCCACGCACCGCGACACGCCGUGCGUGCCAACCUACUUUUUCCGCCUCUCGCCCAUGUUCCCGCCCACUCCCGUGGCCUUGACGGCCGGCGAGCACCCGUGGCUGAGCGGCGCCGUCAAGAAGCUGCAGGUCGGCGUCCAUCGCGCCGCCGUCGAGGCCGACUUGCGCAAAUACGGGCUCGACAUGGAUCACUUGGACUUGUCCCCGCACGCGCCGUUGCCGGAAUCGCUGCAGCGGUCGCCGGUCUGGGUCGAGUUCACCGAGGUGUACCUGGACGAGCGCGCCUUCAUUGAGCACGCCGGCUCGCGCGACUACUUGGACGCGUACGGGCGCAUAAUGGACCCGGCGUGCAUGCUCGGGGCGCCGACGACGAUGCGCCUCGGCGACCCGGUCGAGUCAGUCGUGGCGAUUCUGGAGCCAAUCCUCAAGGAGCGCGUGGCGCCCAUGGACCCGCGCUUGUCGUUGUGGCGAGCCCCGACCUCGACGGAGCGCCCCGCCUUUGUCUCGCUCGACUUUGCCACGUGCGACCCAGCCCAAGUUGCCGUACCGCCGCUCUGGGCGGCACUGUGCACGACGUGCGUGGUCUUCCAGCACCCGGUUUGCGACGGCCGGACGCGGCUGCUGAGCGUCCUCGCCCACGCACCGGACCUCGCCGCGCUUCAAUCUGUGGCCGCGCUCGCGCCGGUGGCCGGCCAAGUGCACGUCGAUGGCCCGCCCGAGGACAUGGUCGCAUUGUUGGAGGCAGCAGGGCUCUCGAGCAUUAUUGAAGUGAACGGAGAAGCCGUCGGGCACGUUUUGCACGAACGCGCACCAGAGCUGCGUGCCGUCGCGUCGUACAGCGAGUAGA
This is a messenger RNA of Saprolegnia parasitica CBS 223.65, 1072 nucleotides long. RefSeq lists its product as hypothetical. The record is from RefSeq and is a predicted model, not a curated record. Lineage: Eukaryota; Oomycota; Saprolegniomycetes; Saprolegniales; Saprolegniaceae. Bases 1 to 1071 code for a protein of 356 amino acids. The transcript has a single exon.